CCUCUCACUCUCGCCGCCGCGCAGUGGAGCCGGGGCCAUCAGAUCGCGGAGCGCGGGGACCAGGCGGACUGGGUCUAUGGUCGCUCCGCGGGCCGGUCCACCGGCUGGUGCUUUUCUGUCAGGGCAAGCUGUGUUCCAUGGCAGGAAACUUUUGGCAGAGCUCCCACUAUUUACAAUGGAUUUUGGAUAAACAAGACCUAUUGAAGGAACGCCAAAAGGACUUAAAAUUUCUCUCGGAAGAAGAAUAUUGGAAGUUACAAAUAUUUUUCACAAAUGUUAUCCAGGCAUUAGGUGAACAUCUUAAAUUAAGACAACAAGUUAUUGCCACUGCUACAGUAUAUUUCAAGAGAUUCUAUGCCAGGUAUUCUCUGAAAAGUAUAGAUCCUGUAUUAAUGGCUCCUACAUGUGUGUUUUUAGCAUCCAAAGUUGAGGAAUUUGGAGUAGUCUCAAAUACAAGAUUGAUUGCUGCUGCUACUUCUGUAUUAAAGACUAGAUUUUCGUACGCCUUUCCAAAGGAAUUUCCUUAUAGGAUGAACCAUAUACUAGAAUGUGAAUUCUAUCUUUUAGAACUAAUGGAUUGUUGCUUGAUAGUGUAUCAUCCUUAUAGACCUUUGCUCCAGUAUGUGCAGGACAUGGGCCAAGAGGACAUGUUGCUUCCCCUUGCAUGGAGGAUAGUGAAUGAUACCUACAGGACGGAUCUUUGCCUACUAUAUCCUCCUUUCAUGAUAGCUUUAGCUUGCCUACAUGUGGCCUGUGUUGUACAGCAGAAAGAUGCCAGGCAGUGGUUUGCUGAGCUUUCUGUGGAUAUGGAGAAGAUUUUGGAAAUAAUCAGGGUUAUUUUAAAACUAUAUGAACAGUGGAAGAAUUUUGAUGAGAGAAAAGAGAUGGCAACUAUUCUUAGUAAGAUGCCAAAACCAAAACCUCCUCCAAACAGAAAUUCCCUGAGUGAUUCUCCACUAGUGGCAGGGCCUGAAGCUGCAAGAUGAUGAUGGACAAGAUAAGGCAAUAAUCCUAUUGCCACAGUUACUGUGAAGGAGAGCAGGGUCCAAAUGGAAGUCAGAACUCUAGCUACAGCCAAUCUUAAAACAUUCCGAAGAAUUUCAUAGUGGACCAGUUGGAAAUAAAGCCAUUGGACAGAUUUCAAUAAUGUCUUCAAUGGAACACAAACGAAAAUGAAUAGCUUGUUUCUGUCAAGCAUAUUGGGAAGUGAUCUUAUUUUUGCAAAAUAAGUUUUUCCUUAUCUAAUUUGAUUCUAGUACAUAAUUGAUUAAAAUCUCUUGAUUAUAAAGUUUGGAAAGGUUCUGAGGGGACCUAUAUAGAUAGAAAGACAUAGACAGGUUGUGAUUAGUAUAAUUAUUUUAGUUUGGUUUAGUUUAGAAUUGAAAAAUUCAGCUUUUCAUUAAGCCAGGAAAUAAUUUGUUGAAAAUUCUCUUGGGUCAUUAAAGGGACCAAAAAGGACAUUAAGAUACCAAGUAUAUGAGAUUUUUUUCCCCCUCCCUUUUAAGUUUGGAAUUAUAUUUAAGGGAUCAAGUCUUAACAAAAUCAUAGUAGAUUUGAGUAAUGGCAUUAAUAAUUUCAGGGAAAUUAAUCAAGUAUCUAUUAAUUUUAAAGUGUAUUUUAUUCAGUUCUUUUGGUAUCUUGCCAUGGAAGAUAUUAGCCCAGCCUAGCAGAAAAGUGCAAUAUGUAUAGCAUGCUUUGACCUUUUAAUUCCAUAACCAUUUUUGAUAUGCUGGGCAAAAUUUCUUUUAAUUCUCUAUAAAGUUAUUUGCAAUUAAUUUAUAGUUAAUCAGGCAUUUUGAAAGCUAAUUGGAUAAAACAUAAUGUGGCUGAAAUUUGGUAACAAUUUAAUGUUACUUCUUGUUCUACUGUGAAAAGUUUUUAUAUGACAUACACAUCCUAUUUUAUUUUUGUCUCAUUAUGGAUUUACAAAUUACUUUAGAUAUCCUGAGCCAGGAACACAAUCAGGUCAGGUCAGUUUGAUACUGACUAUUCUUAAUUCUCAUUUAUGAGUGUAGGAUUUAAGACAAUGUUAUGUUGAUGGGACUGCUAUCUGUGGAACUUAAUGAAUUAAUCAUUUUCUUCAGACUUGAAGGAGAGUGAUAACUAAAAUUUGGAGUCAUUGGAUAUUGCUGUAUACCUUAAGGGUUAUAGUUUUUUAAUAAAUCAUUUGUGAACAUUGAAUUAUUAAAUGUUGACUUCCUAGUAUAAAACUUAAAGAAUAAAAUUAAAUUCUCCAGCUGUA
Molecule: messenger RNA, 2242 nt
Organism: Sorex fumeus (smoky shrew)
Lineage: Eukaryota; Metazoa; Chordata; Mammalia; Eulipotyphla; Soricidae
Gene: CCNC
Product: cyclin C
Exons: 13
Coding region: 138-986 (282 amino acids)
Biological process (GO): positive regulation of transcription by RNA polymerase II
Cellular component (GO): nucleus; mediator complex
Molecular function (GO): cyclin-dependent protein serine/threonine kinase regulator activity
Source: RefSeq, a predicted model, not a curated record